GCAGCCCCGAGUGAGUCGGGCGGGCCGAGGAACGGUGAGCGGCGCAAGGGGGGCUCGGCGCGGGCGCGUCGGCUUGAUCCAAAUCCCUGUGGUCUCAAAUCUGAAUUGUUGCAACAGCUCCUGGCCGUCCCAGACAGUUCAUCCUGGUACACUGUCUUCUAAUUGUGAUUAUAUAAUGGAAAAUCAAUUGGCUAAAUCCAUUGAAGAACGAACAUUUCAAUACCAGGAUUCCCUUCCAUCACUGCCUGUUCCUUCACUUGAAGAGUCACUGAAAAAAUACCUCGAAUCAGUAAAGCCAUUUGCAAAUGAAGAAGAAUAUAAGAAAACUGAAGAAAUAGUUCAAAAGUUUCAAAAUGGAGUUGGAGAAAAAUUACACCAGAAAUUACUCGCAAGGGCAAAAGCAAAAAGAAAUUGGCUGGAAGAGUGGUGGCUGAAUGUUGCCUAUCUGGAUGUUCGUAUACCAUCACAACUGAAUGUCAACUUUGUGGGUCCUUCUCCCCAUUUUGAACACUACUGGCCGCCCAAGGAAGGCACUUGCUUAGAAAGAGGAAGCAUAAUGCUUUGGCAUAACUUGAACUACUGGCAACUAUUAAGAACAGAAAAAGUGCCUGUUCAUAAGGUUGGAAAUACUCCCCUAGAUAUGAAUCAAUUCCGAAUGCUAUUUUCUACCUGCAAGAUUCCAGGAAUUACUAGAGACUCAAUUGUGAAUUAUUUUCGGACUGAGACUGAAGGUUAUUCUCCAGUUCACAUUGUUGUGUUUUGUCGAGGCCGAGCAUUUGCUUUUGAUAUAAUGCAUGAAGGAGGUUUGAUCACCCCACCAGAGCUUCUCAGACAACUGACGUAUAUCUAUAAGAAGUGCCAUAGUGAACCCAAUGGUCCUGGAGUAGCAGCAUUAACUACUGAGGAGCGAACUCGAUGGGCUAAGGCACGAGAGUAUCUGAUUAGUCUUGAUCCAGAAAACUUGACUUUGUUAGAAAAGAUUCAGAGCAGUUUAUUGGUAUAUUCCAUAGAGGAUGGUAGUCCUUAUGUUACACCGGAAGAUUAUUCUCAGGUACUUGAAAGACUUCUCAUUGGAGAUCCAACAGUACGCUGGGGUGACAAAUCCUAUAACCUGAUUUCCUUUACUAAUGGAGUAUUUGGGUCUAAUUGUGAUCACGCCCCUUUUGAUGCAAUGGUUAUGGUGCACAUCGCUUACUAUGUGGAUGAGAAAAUUUUAGAGACUGAAGGAAGAUGGAAGGGUGUAGCGAAAGAACGGGAUAUACCACUUCCAGAGGAGCUUGUGUUCACUGUGGAUGAGAAAAUACUAACUGACAUCAGCCAAGCAAAAGCCCAGUAUUUCAAAGAGGCAUCUGAUCUACAAAUUGCAGCAUAUGCCUUCACAUCUUUUGGCAAAAGGUUAACCAAGAAGAAGAUGCUUCACCCUGAUACAUUUAUUCAGCUGGCACUUCAGCUAGCCUAUUACAGGCUCCAUGGACGGCCUGGUUGCUGCUAUGAAACAGCCAUGACAAGGUUCUUUUAUCAUGGCCGCACAGAGACGGUGAGGUCAUGCACUGUAGAGGCCGUCAACUGGUGUCAGUCCAUGCAGGACCCUUCUGCCAGUCUUGUUGAGCAACGACAGAGCAUGUUAAAAGCAUUUGCAAAGCAUGAUAAAAUGAUGAAAGAUUGCUCAGCUGGAAAAGGAUUUGACCGGCACCUUUUAGGGCUUCUUCUCAUAGCCAAAGAGGAAGGCCUCCCUGUUCCAGAACUUUUUAAGGAUCCACUUUUCUCUAGAAGUGGAGGAGGUGGAAAUUUUGUUCUCUCAACGAGUCUGGUUGGUUAUCUACGAGUCCAAGGAGUGGUGGUUCCCAUGGUACACAAUGGAUAUGGAUUUUUCUACCACAUCAGAGAUGACAGGUUUGUUGUGGCUUGUACAGCCUGGAAAUCUUGUCCAGAGACCGAUGCAGAAAAGCUAGUUCAGAUGAUUUUUCGUUCUUUCCAUGAUAUGAUACACCUAAUGAACGCUGCUCAUCUCUAGGGUCUAUGCACUUACCAGCUGUAUCAUUGAACUGAGUACUGAAAGAAGGUGGUGAUCCUGGAUAGAGGGGAUGUUGACUUAAAUUUCUCAUGUGUAGAAAUGAUUAGAAUAAUGCUCUCUAACUUUUUUUUCUGCCACUGAAGGUAGAAAUACUUUAAAGCUUCUCAGUGCAGCAGCAAUGCAAAACUAUGAUAUAGCAAAUAGAGAACUAUGCAAUGUGCAAAAUAAGCCUCAACAAUGCAAAUCUAUGAAUUUUAACAAUGCAAAAUUUUAACUUCUAGAUAACUUUGUUGGUACUUGUAUAGGUUACAGGUUCUCGCUGAAGAUCAUUAUCAUUGUUAUGUCUGUCUUUCAAGCACUUUAACAUUUCCUAAUUGCCAAAGGGUAUGAGUACAUAACCGGAUACUGUUUUCCCUGACAUCAGUGCCUUCUACACUCAUCACAUGAAUAUAAGCCUAUUGGGUUUGAUGGGAAAUCACUAUAAUUCAAUGGCUAUCCAAAAUGGUUUAUGGACAGAUAAUUAGAUUGUGGUAGAGGGAUUUACACCUGCUCUCUAUCACACACACACAUGAAAAAUCCUAAAAGCUAUUACGUUCUUGUGAUUAGUUUUAUGAGUGUAACAAUAUCACUGACACUUAAGAAUAAUUUUAGAGAUUUUUAAAAGGUUAAAUUUUGAAUCAGAUUCUCAGGACUUUAAAGUUGUUUCCUUCAUGUUGUUCAACUGUGUAGACUGUAUUCUCAGAAAAUAACCCAAAUCAUAUAUGUGCGUGUGCAUGUGUAUAUAUACAUAUAUAUACAUACAUACUUGUUUUGUGUUUGAAAAAGUGAUUCCUGAUUACUUUGUAUGUCAUGGUCUCAAUUAAAUAUUAUUGUUUAAUAAACAGUCAAAACUUAGAAUCU
Messenger RNA from Dipodomys ordii (Ord's kangaroo rat), 2914 nucleotides. RefSeq names its product carnitine O-octanoyltransferase (gene Crot). Gene Ontology annotation, cellular component: peroxisome. The transcript is spliced from 18 exons. Gene Ontology annotation, molecular function: carnitine O-octanoyltransferase activity. Lineage: Eukaryota; Metazoa; Chordata; Mammalia; Rodentia; Heteromyidae. Bases 176 to 2014 code for a protein of 612 amino acids. The record is from RefSeq and is a predicted model, not a curated record.